AGAGCCGGGGUUACGGGGCUGUCUACUGAGGCGGUACUGGCGGUUUAUGGACUCUUUCCAUUUCCUUUCCUUUUCCCCGUCUUGUCAGUGUGACUUUCUUGAUUUCAUUUUUUUGCAGAAAUCACCUUUGCUCCAGAAUCAACAAACUCGUCGUCUAAGAUUGGUUCCUGUGUAUCCCAAUCAGUCAGUGGAGUCAAGCCCUAAACACACAAGCUGAAAAAUCAAAUAAGGGAAUAAAUUCUUUCUUUUGACAGUUUUUACUUGGCUAAACUCAAUUAUUAAAUUGGCUCAGACAGAAAAGCGAAGAGAAUGCUCCGUUUCAACCGAUAUCAGCAUCUGAAACAGAUAACACAAAAAUGUGUUUCUAGUAUACAUGUUAAAACAGAUAAAUGUACACCACUAUUUCUUUCAAGAACCUUUGCACUCACAGAAUUAAGGAAGUCAUGGUGUUCAACCCACUCUCUUUUGGGAGACAAAAAUAUUAUCCUAAUGGGACUUCCUGGUGCUGGAAAAACAACAGUAGGCAAAAUAGUAGGGCAGAAACUAGGUCGUUGUGUCAUAGAUGUGGAUGAUGAUAUUCUUGAAAAAACUUGGAAUAUGAGUGUGUCUGAAAAAUUACAGGAUGUUGGCAAUGAGCAAUUUUUAGAAGAGGAAGGAAAAGCUGUGUUAAACUUCUCUGCAUCUGGAAGUGUGAUUUCUCUCACUGGGUCCAAUCCCAUGCAUGAUGCUAGCAUGUGGCAUCUAAAGAAAAAUGGCAUAAUUGUAUACCUGGAUGUACCCCUAAUGGAUGUAAUUAGCCGUCUAAAAUUAAUGAAGAUAAAUAGAAUUGUAGGUCAGAAUUCUGGAACGUCUAUGAAAGAGUUACUUAAGUUUAGGAAACAGUAUUAUAAGAAGUGGUAUGAUGCUCGAGUUCUUUGUGAAAGUGGGGCUUCCCCAGAGGUGAUAGCUGACAAAGUGCUGAAUGAAGUUAAAAGGUACCAAGAUGUGGACUCAGAAACAUUCAUUUCAACAAGGCAUGUUUGUCCUAAAGACUGUGAACAGAAGCUUUCAACAAAAUUCUUUAGCGAAGCUGUGACUGAGGGCUUAGCUUCUGAUGGUGGACUGUUUGUUCCUGAGAAGGAGUUCCCAAAAUUAAGCUGUGGGGAGUGGAAAAACCUAGUAGGAGCAACUUAUGUAGAAAGAGCACAGAUACUGUUGGAAAGGUGUAUACAUCCUGCAGACAUACCUGCUGCCAGAUUGGGAGAAAUGAUUGAAACUGCUUAUGGGGAAAACUUUGCCUGCUCAAAAAUUGCUCCUGUCAGGCACCUUUCAGGCAACCAGUUCAUCCUGGAGUUGUUUCAUGGGCCAACAGGAUCAUUUAAGGAUUUAUCUUUACAGCUUAUGCCUCAUAUUUUUGCACACUGCAUUCCACCAAGUUGCAAUUAUAUGAUACUUGUAGCUACUUCAGGAGACACAGGGAGUGCAGUCUUAAAUGGUUUUAGUCGUCUUAGUAAGAAUGAGAAGCAAAGAAUAGCUGUGAUCACAUUUUUUCCUGAGAAUGGAGUAAGUGAUUUUCAGAAAGCACAAAUAGUUGGCAGUCAGAGAGAAAAUGCAUGGGCAGUGGGUGUCAAGUCAGAUUUUGAUUUUUGCCAGACAGCUAUAAAAAGAAUUUUUAAAGAUUCUGAUUUYACUGGCUUUCUUACUGUGGAAUAUGGAACAAUAUUAAGUUCAGCUAAUUCCAUAAACUGGGGCCGACUGCUUCCUCAGGUAGUUUACCAUGCUUCUGCCUAUCUUGAUCUCGUUAGCCAAGGAUUUAUUUCUUUUGGAAGCCCAGUAGAUGUCUGUAUUCCCACAGGAAACUUUGGAAACAUAUUAGCAGCAGUGUAUGCCAAGAUGAUGGGAAUCCCUAUUCGAAAAUUUAUCUGUGCCUCCAAUCAGAACCAUGUUUUGACCGAUUUUAUAAAAACAGGACAUUAUGAUCUAAGGGAAAGAAAAUUAGCUCAAACUUUUUCACCAUCAAUAGAUAUUCUCAAAUCCUCAAACCUGGAGCGACAUUUACACUUGAUGGCUAAUAAAGAUGGGCAAUUAAUGACGAAAUUAUUUAAUCAGUUAGAAAAUCACCAUCACUUCCAAAUUGAAAAGAUUCUAGUUGAGAAACUUCAGCAGGAUUUUUUAGCUGACUGGUGCUCUGAAGGAGAGUGCCUAGCAGCUAUUAAUUCUACCUAUAAUGCUUCAGGAUAUAUUUUGGAUCCACACACUGCUGUUGCAAAAGUGGUUGCAGACAGAAUGCAAGACAAAACUUGCCCAGUGAUUGUCUCAUCUACAGCUCAUUACUCAAAGUUUGCACCUGCUAUUAUGCAGGCUUUAAAGAUAAAAGAAAUCAACCAGACUUCAUCAAGUCAGCUUUAUUUAUUGGGUUCAUACAAUGCAUUACCUCCACUACAUGAAGCUUUACUAGAGAGAACAAAACAGCAAGAGAAGAUGGAGUAUCAGGUUUGUUCAGCUGAUAUAAAUGCCCUGAAGAGUCAUGUGGAAAAACUAAUCCAAAAUCAACUCAUAGGAAGGUUUUCCGAGUAGAACAUUUUUUUCCUGGUGAUAAGUAUGCAAUAAUAAAUCUCAAAAGUUGAUUUG
Messenger RNA from Urocitellus parryii (Arctic ground squirrel), 2610 nucleotides. The record is from RefSeq and is a predicted model, not a curated record. NCBI's taxonomy places the organism in Eukaryota, Metazoa, Chordata, Mammalia, Rodentia, Sciuridae.